Scomber japonicus (chub mackerel) is the source of this 901-nucleotide messenger RNA. RefSeq names its product CTF8, chromosome transmission fidelity factor 8 homolog (S. cerevisiae) (gene chtf8). The transcript has 3 exons. Bases 116 to 529 code for a protein of 137 amino acids. Lineage: Eukaryota; Metazoa; Chordata; Actinopteri; Scombriformes; Scombridae. The record is from RefSeq and is a predicted model, not a curated record. Gene Ontology annotation, cellular component: Ctf18 RFC-like complex. Gene Ontology annotation, biological process: mitotic sister chromatid cohesion.
UAUUGUUAUCAAAGCUAACUCUGGAUAUUUUAAUGUUAAAGCUUUCAUAAUUGAUCGGUCCUUUCCGUUUGGUUAAUGUCACCGUAACGGCGCGUUCUCGCUAUCUGACUGAACAAUGGUUCAAAUAGUUAUAAGAGGCAGUGUGGAUGGCAGCAGUCCUCCAGAGUGGCUGCUGGUGGAGCUGCAGGGAGAAGUGGUGGCCAGACACAACUCUGGUCUGGCAGGAAAUGUGAUGGGAGACCUGCUGUACACCACAGAGGGGGUGCCGGUGCUACUCGUGGGGCACCACAUUCUAUAUGGGAAGCAAGUCAAACUGGAGAAACCCUUCGCUGUCCUCACCAAGCAUCCCGGCCAUUCACAGGACACCACAGGUAGCCAGGACAACAACGAUGCCUCCCAGGUAUCCAUGGAAACAGACCAGCAAGAAUCCACCUCCACUUCUUACUCUGUGUCUGCCCUCAUCAAGCGGAAGCUGAUCUUUAAGACGCGCCCUAAACCCAUCAUCACUAACGUACCGAAAAAGGUGUAGCAGUUGUGUGUAAUGGAGAUAAACAGGACGGAGGAUCUGCUGAUCCAGUUGGUCCACACUGACUUUUUAUGAAACGAAGAGUGACUGUAUAAAUCAUUGCCUUCCACAUCUGAUAGGAUGCAGUUUGAGUUGUUGUUCAGUUGAUCAGAAUCACCCCUGAUAUUGAUUAAUACCGUGAUUUGGGAAACUUUUUUACCUGAACUGAUUCUAUCAAGAGACAUUAAUGAGGCUCCUCGCGGGUAUGAGUCAACGUUGUAUUAUUUUCCUGACUGUUUCAAAGGCUUGUCCACACCAACAAAUAUCCCACUCUGGAAGGAAGGCUGAAUCAUUUUGAAUCUUUUCUGUGAAAAUAAAUAAAUAAAGUUUUGGACA